Diaporthe amygdali is the source of this 2304-nucleotide messenger RNA. RefSeq lists its product as uncharacterized. The record is from RefSeq and is a predicted model, not a curated record. Gene Ontology annotation, molecular function: DNA-binding transcription factor activity, RNA polymerase II-specific; transcription cis-regulatory region binding. Gene Ontology annotation, cellular component: nucleus. NCBI's taxonomy places the organism in Eukaryota, Fungi, Ascomycota, Sordariomycetes, Diaporthales, Diaporthaceae. Gene Ontology annotation, biological process: regulation of DNA-templated transcription. The coding region runs from base 1 to 2304 and encodes 767 amino acids. The transcript is spliced from 7 exons.
AUGAACCGCCGGAGCAUCGAGCCUCUUUCAGCUCUGCCCUCGGCUCGCGGCUCCAAAAGCCAGCAGGGCCGAUGGGGCAGCGCUUGUGCCGUGUGCGCAACCGCCAAGGCCAAGUGUCUUCGUAGCAGUGAUGACCCAGGCACGCCUUGUGACAGGAAAACAUCACAGCUUGAAGAACGGCUGAAUGGACUGGUCGAUCUUCUCCGGGCAUCAGGGGAGUAUCCGUCAGACGAGACAAGGGCAAGGCAAAGUUCUUCGUCACAACUUGAGGAUGAGCAGGGUUCAUCACAAGGGCCUUCUCCAAUUUCUUCGAGUACCGCCGGCAAUGUCAUACACAUACCUCAGACGUGGAACCGCCAUGCUCCACCUCGGUGCAUUUGUCGGGCGCAGGCCGGUGAUGUCCCUCUUCAGAGACGCCCAGACGACGAGCUCCUGGAGAUUUAUCGGAACAGACUUACCCCCGUCUUUCCGUUUGUUGUUAUUCCCCCAGACACAACAUCUGAACGCCUCAAGGCAGAACGGCCCUUCUUGUUCUCUGCGAUAUGCAUGUCUGCGUCAAUCUCAGAUGUCAAUUCGAUGCGUGGACAGAUGGUCGCCCUUACUCAGCGCCUGAUGAACGAGAUGAUGGUCGAAAGUAAUCGAUCAAUGGAUCUGCUUCUUGGCAUACUGGUCAUGCUAGCCUGGUACCAGAAUCACUGCUUGAUGCACGCUCAGCUCAACAAUCUCCUUCACCUGGCUCAAGCCCUACUGGCGGAUUUAGGUUUGAACAGGUCGCCUGAGGUCCAGGAGCGAUCUAAUGUCAUGGUCUUGAAUCCGCCAGCGCCUAAUCGAACAACGAACGAAGAUAGACGAGCAAUACUAGGUGUUUGGUUCCUCAGCUCCUCGGUGGCGACUGGCUUAAUGAAAGCGUUGCCCAUGAGGUUUUCAAGAUAUAUAAAACAGUGCCUCGAGGAUCUAGAAAAAGCAUCCGAACACGAAUCCGAUCUUCUUCUCGUCCAUCUUGUCAAGAUACAACGUCUGACCGAGCGGAUCCACAACUGGACGUCUCAGGAGGACGAAGAGGAUGAUGUCUCGGCCAUUUUGAAAGCACCUCCAGCAGCCUAUCAGGUUGCCUUUCACGGAGAGAUUGGCAGGCUGCAGGCAUCAUUACCUGCCAGCUUAACUGAUAACAGAUUGCUACAAGUGUACUUUGCCUUCGUGACACUUCACCUUAAUGAACCGCCGCCUAUCGAUGCAGGUCAGUUGAAGAAGCUUGCGGACUCGCUAAACUCUGUGACUCUCCACGGUCCGUCAUCUCUCGACAGCCUAUACCGUGCCCAAUCGGCCCUGAAAGGGUUCUUUGAGAAGUGGUUCGAAAUGCCGACUGACUUUUAUACUGCGAUGCCAAUAUUUGUGAUGCUUGAAGUCGUCUACGGCAUCACAAUGCUGGCUCGGUGGGCGAAGCUUUUGGGUCCAGGUCAAGCUCGACGAGGGAAUACCGCGCCAGACAUUCUCAUCCCACAGAAGAUUGUCUGGGACCCUUCGGCUGUGCGGCCCUCCCCAAACUCAACGUUUGGGGCUGGCCUUGCACCCCUGCAAUCAUUUGAAAAGAGCAGCGAUGUCGAAACACAAUCCAAAAAGGUGUCAACAGCGAGUAGAGGCUCGGGUCUGGCGAAGUUGCCUCCACCAAUCACAGACCCAACACAGAUAUCAGCUACUCAGUUCCGCGAGGUCGCCGAUCCAACCAUCCCUAGCGUCGUUGCCUCCUUGAGAGCCAAAUUACAAAUACAGCCGGGUCUAAAUAUUGACAUCAUCGGCAUCUUAGCAAGCCUAGCACAGCGCUGCGAACAGGUGCACCGAGAGCUCACGGAGGAGGGAACAGGCGGGGCUUGGCAGAACGACGUAUGGUAUCUGUGCUCGAAGAAAGUCUUGAUAACUCGAGCCAAGUUGGAAAAAUGGGCCGAGAUUAUCGCCGUUGGUGGUGUGUCGACAGAACGCACGGCGGAUGCCGCGACGAAGAACACAAGCGAGAGAAACGACAUUCGGAUGGCGGAUUCUGGCAUGGCGGCAGAUGAGAGCCAGGCCACACACGGACGGCAGCCCGUUUACAAUGAAGAGAACACUCUCGCUGCAUUUCAGAAACAAAUGGAAAUGGCUGGACAAGGCGUAAUGCCCCCGGGGUCCAUAGGGGAUAACUGGCAAUUCGACAGCAUCUGGACGAACGAAAUGUUUGAUCAACUGGACCCGGCUAUGUGGCUGAAUGAUGGCAAUGAUUGGGAAAUGGCCCUGUUGGGCCCUAUACAAGAUAAUCAGUUCGGACUUUAA